This is a messenger RNA of Sphenostylis stenocarpa, 192 nucleotides long. Lineage: Eukaryota; Viridiplantae; Streptophyta; Magnoliopsida; Fabales; Fabaceae. The record is from the annotation of a GenBank genome assembly.
UCUAAUGAUAUAUAUGUAGCAAUAUGGACAGAGUCCAACACUAGAAGACAAAGAAGCUGUGUUUCCCCGCAACCCAUCAUCCACCAGACACAGACCUACCAUUCUCCAUCUAAACUGUGCUUCUUCUCUAUAUUAAAUGAAAAAGAAAAAUCAACGAUUGGAUUUGAAGGAAUGAACACGCUUGUGGAGUGA